UCAAUUGUUCAGAUUCACGGUGAUUCGUGUGCCGGCCUGUCCCUGCAGCGGAGCGAGGAAGUGGUGUGGGGCAACACCUCGCUUUGGCUUAUUAACACCUGGACAGAGGCAUCAGGAUGGAGGACUCAGAACGAGCACCUCUACUCGACAGCCACCAUCCCCAUGGGUCUUCGAGCUUCCAUCCAACCAUACCAACAAGCUACCAGAACCCUCCUGUUGCCACUGUUCUGCCUGCUGGUGGUGGUAGUGGUUCCCAGGACGAGACAGAUGGCGUGAUUCUCCCUCAAAGGCAUGGCCACAGGAAGGGCAGUAGGACCAGUGACGGUAGCGAGGUGGUCCUGAAGGUUUACAAAUCGAGGUUCUGGAUCUUGAUAACGUUCUCUAUCUUGGCAUGGUUCCAGUGCGUCCAAUGGAACACUUGGGGUCCCAUUAGUGAGAGUGUUGACGCGGCCUUCACAGGAUGGGGGUCUCAGACAGUAGCCAUGAUGGCCAAUUGGGGUACCAUAACCUUCGUCUUGAGUGUCGUGCCCAUGUGCUGGCUAAUGGAAACCAAAGGACUUCGAGUGGGAGUCCUGACAUGUGUGAUCCUGGUAGCCAUUGGGACAGUGGUUAGGAUAAUUCCCUUUUUAACUCACUCUGACUCCUUCUUCACAGCAAUGUGUCACAUCUGUGCCAUUUUUGUGGGUAUCCCAGGAACUCUCGUAAUGGCAGCCCCUCCCAUGAUAGCUGCUCUCUGGUUCCCCCCGAAGGAACGGACAACUGCCACAGCUUUCUCGCAGGUCAUGAACCAGCUUGGCAACGCAGGCAGUUACUUAGAACCUCUGCUUGUGAGGUCUCCAGUUGACGGUGUUACUCCGGCAGACAUCCAGAGUGACAUUAAGCUCCUGAUGUAUAUAUAUGCUGGAUUUGCCGUCACGUUAAUGUUGGCAAUUCUGGCGUAUUUUCCCUCGAAGCCCCCAACGCCUCCCUCGAUAACCUCGUCUAUCGAGAGACAUGAUUUUGUAACCAGCCUUAAGAAGAUUAUUAGAAAUAGAGAUCUGAUGUUAGUCACCAUAUCGUACGGUGUGUCUGUGGGCGUUCCUGCUGCCUGGUUAAGUGUCCUGAAUUACUCCCUGAAAGAACUAGGAAUCCACCAGGAUGAUGCAAUGUGGAUUGGAAUUCUGGGUGUCAUCAUGUCAGGCAUAUGUGGCUUGCUGGCAGGUCGCAUGACUGAUAUAGUUUACGGACAUGUGCGGAUAUCGCUCAUUUUCUUGAUGAUAUCGACCGUUGCCUGCUUCUACUGGUUCUUCCUCCUUACUUGGGGCUCCAUCCCAGUCACCAUUUGGCAAGUCUACUUCACUGUUGUCGGAGGAUUAUCCUUUAACUUCGCGACGGCUCCCCUUUUCUUCGAGUUAGCUGUGGAAACGGCAUACCCUUGUCCAGAGGUGGUUGUUGGGGGCCUGGUUACGGCGACCAAUAAUUUACUUGGUCUCUUCUUCCUUCUUCUGUUCUUCAUUCCAGAUAUAGGGUACCAGUGGGUGACAUACUUGCUACUUGCCUCUUCUUCGACGGCAAUCCUACCCUUGCUGUUUGUACGAGAGGAUUACGCCAGGUCCAACAUCGACCGAGGAGAGCCAGUUGAGUCAGCCUACCAGCCCAUAUGACAGAAGGCCAAUAAUGAUCAUAAGAGAAGGUUCCCCGAAUCGAUCAAGAUAGAAUGAGUGAUUACGACCGGUGACCUUGGAGUUGUGGAUUUGGUUGUUAGAUUUCGGGUGUUGGUGAUUUGUACUUCGUAAUUUGGUUUCAGAUUUUAGAGUUGUGAAGGAUUUGGGAACAGUGACUCUAUUGUUUUGAAUGUUUAUUUUUAAAAAUAAGGUCUACCAGAUAUUUAUGCUAUUUUUAAAAAAAGAAAGUAAUUGUUAUUAUAUGUAAGUUAUUUUAAUUAUAUAUCUUAUUUUACCUCUGAUAAAUUUGUGAUAGAACAUACCUCAUUGUGAUAUUUGUUAAUACUGACUCGUAAGAGAUUAUUUUCCAUACACUUUUUUAUGUUUAGUUUGACCAACUUUUACUGUUUGUAGAAGGUACUUGAUAAAAAAGUAUGAAAGAAACAAAUGCAUAGAGUAUUUGAAUAUCUGUAAAGAGGUGUUUUGUAACUGUUUUUUAUCGUUAAAUGACGGAUGUAUCACUAGUCUUUUGAGUUCGGGUACAAUUUCAUGGAGGAGAAGUGAGUACGGCCAGAAACUAUAAAAAAAAAUAAUCAUAAGACUUAUUUCAAAUGGGUCUGAUGCAAAAUUGAAGAAUAAAAGAGAUUUGCUUAGUAAUCAUUUUACACAGAGAUUCGAGAUUUGAUUUACUGAACUGUUUAGUUUAGCAUAACUCAGCACACCAAAUGUGGAGGGAAAAGUAGGCUUCAAGUACAUUUGUAUAGUGAACACUUGUGUGCUUUGCUAGUCUGUAAGUCUGACCACCAAACCUGUUCAGAAGUUUAGAAACAGACAUAUAUAUCCAUUAUCAUAUGAUAUAUAUUGUCUGUUAGGGCAUUAGAACUAUACUAUUUAUAAAGCAAACAAAGUAUUUUUCAUUUUGUUGGUCAGUUUUAGUCAGGGUUGUGUAAUUAAGCUUAUGCUUUAUUUUGAACUGUGGUUAGUGCGGCCAGUGGUAAAGUAUAUCACAAACACUUUAAGCAUUCUUGUAUUCUGAUCAGUGUCAAGCAGAAGUCAAAGUUGGUUUAGUGGCAUGUCUUGAGAAAAGCAUGUACACUAGACCACUGAAUAAAAGUGGGGGCUUAGCAUGACAGGAAACCAGGGCCUACCAUUCACAAAGCUAACUUUCUACCUUCAGACUAUACCACGGCCCUUGGUAAUGUAACUCAUAUAUUUAGAUAGGGGGAUGGUAUUCUUAGUUAGAAUGACUUAUAAGACGUAGGUUUCUGCCAGUAGUUUUGUUACCAGUAUUUCAAGAGGGAAUGUUAUAUAUAAAAUGACUAUCCCAAAGAUUCUAUUUUGUAAGGAAUAAAGAUAAUGUUAUGUAGAAUGAGUACUGCACUUUUUAUACAGUUAAUAUUUGGAUUCUCAUAUACAAGAAUGUGAAUGACUGUGAUAAUGCAGUGAAGAAUUCUCAAGGCAAAACGUUUUACUGAUAGGAUUUGCUUGUAAUUUAAUUAAACUGUAAUUGCAUUAUAAA
Penaeus monodon (black tiger shrimp) is the source of this 3162-nucleotide messenger RNA. Its product is annotated as solute carrier family 49 member 4 homolog. Gene Ontology annotation, cellular component: intracellular membrane-bounded organelle; membrane. Gene Ontology annotation, biological process: transmembrane transport. Bases 117 to 1643 code for a protein of 508 amino acids. Gene Ontology annotation, molecular function: transmembrane transporter activity. Lineage: Eukaryota; Metazoa; Arthropoda; Malacostraca; Decapoda; Penaeidae. The record is from RefSeq and is a predicted model, not a curated record. The transcript has 11 exons.